This is a messenger RNA of Verruconis gallopava, 2655 nucleotides long. RefSeq lists its product as uncharacterized. Lineage: Eukaryota; Fungi; Ascomycota; Dothideomycetes; Venturiales; Sympoventuriaceae. The record is from RefSeq and is a predicted model, not a curated record. Bases 471 to 2114 code for a protein of 547 amino acids. The transcript has 3 exons.
CCACAUCUGAAAUCCUCGAAAUCUAGAGCUUUUGCUGAGCCAUUCUGAGACUGGCGGCCCGCUAGCGUCGAGCGAUAUCGAUGCGUAUUGUUUUCGUCGAUCCAUCGUUUCCGAUGACAUAGCGGUUGUUCACCAUCUCGAGCGCAGGCGAAAGAGGCCACUGCAGACACCCCGUAUAGCCGGCUAAGUUGCCCAUACCCAAAGUGACGACCAUCGAAAGGACGCGGUGAAAUCAGCUCCUCUCUUCUGGUCUUGUCUUUCCCCUUUUUCGUUCAGGCUGUUCUCUCCGUACUCCCUUUGACCUCGGCAGCUGCCUGCGCCGCAAGGCAAGCAAGCAAGCACGACGUCUUUUCUGAUCAGGUGUUUCUUCUCGGAAUGUUUUGAACCCGUCACAAAUAUUUAAUCAUUGGCAUAAUCCAUUUCGUUGCUCUAUUUCCUUGCUAACACGUUCUGCUUAAUGUUCUUCCAACAUGUCCACAACUCUUAUUGCGCCCAUGAGCGCUUCCCGUGCUGUAGGUGUCCAUCAGGCGAACAGUGUAUACAAUCAGUUCAGCACCAUCAAACGACUACGCCACGAUGAGACUUUUCCCUCAAGCGGAGAGCCGCCAGCAAAACGGUAUAAAUAUAAAACCACGAUGACAGAGGUUCAAGUGAAGAAAAAACCCUUAGAACUCAAAUAUGAUUCGAAUGUUCCCUCAGACUACAGCCUUGUUAAGUACGGUCGUAAGGAUGUUACAGAGUUUCUUCUCAACUUGUCUCGCAAGCAUAAAAAGCCUGUCUGGGUUGCCAAUAGCACUGUGCAGAGUCAGCGCGCAGAAGCUCAAGCUCCCGACACGUCUCGUUCAGGCUAUCAUGUAGGCCGUGUCGGAUACUAUUUCCACAAGGAUCUCAUUGCAAAUGCCUGCAAAUGGUUCGAAAUCCGUAUCCAAGGGGGGCAAAUCAAAGAUGACCGAAAUGCACACCGACCUAAACUGACAAAGAAUGACUUAAAGGCCUGUCUGGAAGAAAUCUAUCCACACAUUCCCGAUAGAGAUCGCAACACAAUCAUUGGUCGACUUAACCCGAAAAAUGGGUCCUCGAUCGGCAAGGCUGCCAAUCUCAACCCUUACAAGCAAGUAGAGUUGGCCGUCAUUUCUCAUAUCCGACAUGCGCAUACAGACUAUGACAAGUUGCUACGUUAUGGCAAUAAGAAUGAGGCUCGCAAAUCCAUACAGCCUGAGCUUCUUGCUAAGUUGGCUGAGUGGAAAGGAGAAGACAAAAAGGACGAGUGGGACACGGAAUUCCAGGAAGUUGUUAAUCUCGAAGAGGAGCCCGAAGUGGUCCUUGAAGAGGAUGACGAACACUACUCACCUCCCCUCCCACAAGAUUGGGUCCAAACAGGCCGUAGCACAGAGACUCCAGGAGUUCUAUCCAGACCAAGUACAAGACACCAUGAGGUUGAACAGCCCAAUCCGUCCAGAGAUCCAUCACCAGCUCAUUUUGGGACCCAUGGCCUUCAGGGAUACCAAUUUCGCUAUCGGCCAUUGCCUCAAGUAGUUGAUUUGACAAAUUCCUCACCUAUUCGUCCCGGUGUGUGUGUUGUUGAUGAAAGCCCAAAGUUACCUCAGCAUUAUACACAACCACAUCCGAAUGGACAGCAUCCCGCCGCCCGUCUCUAUUUUCGGAAGCUAUCCCCUACUGAAGAACUCCCACCUCCACCUCUACCGUUGCAAGAGCCACGUGCGAAACUCCAUCGUUCUGAGAGGCUUAGCUGGGUUCCACGUGAUGAGGAUCCGUACUCGCGGCAUCCGCUACCCCCACCCCCUGUACCAUGGAAUGCUUCGGGAACAGGUUCAAAGAACAACUUGCAUAUGGAGUCUAGCCUUGCAACUCCUAUACAUCCGAAUAUCCACUGGAGGCCACUUCCUCCAGUGAACCAACCAGCAAUCCGCCUUCGUCCAUUACCAGGCGGAGAGGGUGAGUUCCCAGCAUUACCAUCGGACAUGAGAUUUAGGCCGGUGACUCCGGAAAAUGUAUUACCAUCGAGAGAGCCGCAUUCACCACUCAACCCUCGCAUGCGAACGAGACCAGCUGGCUUCGACGACUACCCCAGACGGCUCCCUAUCGGCCAUUAGAGGCCACAGUGCUUUAAAGGAUAUGCGCAUUGUUAUAAGAUGUCGCAUUAUUUGCCUUUACAAAAUCUACCGCCUUUUGGUUAUUGCUGAUAGCAUUGUUAGCAAAGGAGAACAUGGGGCUAUCUUUUUGGUUGAUGCGUUGAGCAACCACAAUCUUUGCGUAGUCGCGUUGAUUAAUUAGACAUAAUCAGGCGAUGUUACCUUCUGGUGAGUCUCUCUAGUCUUUAUUCUAUUAUGCAAUCUUCUCAUUCUGCAGCGACGUGUCUACUUUUGGAUAUCACUCUCUGCAUAGAAAAAAAUUCUGUGCGGUAUUUGGCUCCCCAUGACGAGCUUAAAAGAGUUGGAGUCACAGUUCAAAUGUUUUGCAUAGUCACGGCGUUCAUCUUGAAUACGAGAGCAUCUGAUAUACCCAAUAUGCAUAAAAGCAUAGGACGCUUUUCAUGAAAGCAAUGACGGGCAUCAAACCAUGUGUGAUUUUACUGAGGUCGUCCUUGGUCGAGUUAUCAAGCUCGAAUCUCUACAACUCAGAGCUGUUUUGGGG